This is a messenger RNA of Rubroshorea leprosula, 1105 nucleotides long. The record is from the annotation of a GenBank genome assembly. Lineage: Eukaryota; Viridiplantae; Streptophyta; Magnoliopsida; Malvales; Dipterocarpaceae.
AGUUAUGCUGUUAGAAUUGUUAGUAUUUUGUCUAAGAUGCUGUUGGGAAUAUUUCUAUUCAUUGAGAAAAUGUGUUUUUGCGAUUUUGGAUGUUGUUUCUUCAUAUACAAAGUAUGGAUGCAAAUGAAUUUGUAUGAUCCUUUAGGGGCAGAUGUAUGUAGGAGAACUAUGUCUUGUUUUGGAUUCUCAAUCCCAGUAGCUCUUAUGCUUAUGACUAGCUAGAUUGGGAAGAUUGUUCUGAAGGGCUACAUUGAUGAUUAUGGACUCCUGGAGGAUAGUUUAAAAUAUGAGAUUGGCUAUUUUGCAAAGGAUUUUGGUGAUUCAGGUUGUUCUUUUUGGUAAAGAAAAAUAUUUGUUAUACGGUUGCUUGUCUACUUGAUGAUGGCAUGAGAUUAAUGGUGGCAAGGAGUUGUUUAGGGGCAAUUUGGAGUGGGUGUCUCAGCUGGGAGAGGUAUGGGUGCAUGGCAGCAAGAUCUUUAUCUUUCCAUGUCACCGUAUAAUUUGGUGUCCUUUCUUUUCCUCCACUCUUUGUCAUAAGCAGAAAUGGACUCCUUGUAUGCUACUGCUCCACUGUGGUCUUUCUACCUCUGCUCAAUUUGGUUUUUUCCUCUGUUUCACUAGGAUGAGGUCUCUCCUCAGAGGUGCUGUGUUGCUUUGCACAACUAGCUAGUCUCAACUCCUUAGUUCCUCUCUAUGGUGCUGUAUUUUAGAUGACUAAAGGUGAAGUAGAUGAUAUGUUUUUCAAACAAAGCCUAUUAUUAAGAGGAUGUACAGCUUCUGGCAGGAGCUCCUCCAUCCUCUUCCCUCCUUUUUGCAGGAUUUCAUCAGGGUGUCUUGGUCUUUUGCUUUUAUUCCUGCUUUGUUCAAGUGCUAUUUCCCCCCUUCUGGUUCGUGUCCUUUGUCCAAGACUUUUGUAUGGAUCUUUUAUUUUGGCUAUGUACAAGUAUGUUUGUUGGCCGAAAAAAGGUCUGUAAGUUCAUACGAAGAGUAGUCGUAUUUGGUUUGUGGCAGUAACUAUUUUCAUUUGUUUCUCUUAAGAUAUCUGAAGUUUGUAAAACAUCUUCCAGGGUUUUGAGCAAUUGAUAAGCGCUUGUGUGAAAUUCUG